CCACGAUUCAAUGUAGCCAACUUAAUAUGUUGCCACGACUGCUUGCUCUGGCGCAUUGGCGCUCGCUCACCACUGGCCAGUUGCAGUUACGCGUCGAGCUGAGCAAGACAUCAGCAUUAAGCCAGAGCUGUUUUUAGUUUAGCAAAAAGCAACUGUCGAACGCUUGAAUGGCUAUAACGGUUUAGCAGCAGAGAGUGCUGGGAGUGUUAGUGUUUAUGGGUCCGUGUGUGUGUGUCGAAGUGCUUUUUGCUGCGCUCGAGCCAACGCUGUGUAGUAGCAAGAAGUGUGAAGAAAAAGCAGAAAAAGUAAAGACAGCUAUAGCAGCAGCGCAAGGAGGCGAGAAAGCGAAGAAAGUUGUAUGGAAAAGCUGAAAAUUUCCAAUUGCGAUUUUUUUUAUUAUUACGCUAAACACUGUGCUUAGCCUUUGUAGUAAAAGCAAUUACGCGUGUGAAAAGCAAACGUAACGUAAACGAAAUUAAGUGCGAGUGGUUUAAGCAAAAAAAAAACGGAAAACAACAAAAUGCAUUUAAAAUUAUGCGACAAUUUGCGGCGGAUGUGAAAACGGUUGCGCUGACGGUCACCAAUGGGUAAAAGUUAAAAGUCAUUGUAUAACCAGCCGCCGCAAAUGUAGAAAAAUAUGAAACAUACAUACACAUAUACAACAACAAACACACAAGCGUGUUGAGCUUGCAUACCUAUGUGCGUGCGGUAAGUGCGACUGACACUACACAUGGUCAGCCAUCAUGUCGGUUAGUGAAAAAUAACAAAAGUAUAAAAAUAUUACGCAUAAAGUGCACGAGUGCGGUGAAAUAAUUUUUUUUUUUUCAAUCACUCAAAAGCAAAAAUACAUAGCUUGUGCAACAAAAUUUUACUUAACAGUAUUAAAUAAAAAAAUAAUAAAAUAAGAUAACUGUGUGCAAAAGAACACUCGCUUAACUGCUGUGGCCGUCGUUUGCAGCAGCUACUCUGCAAAUAUAUAUAUAUAUAUAAAUAAUAAAACAACGAAAACGGGGAGAUGAAAAGCGUCGAAAUCAGUCUUUAUUCGAGAGCAAUUUUUUUUCGCAAAACCAAUUAAUGCAGCGAUUGCGAACGCUCGACGCUGCAGCAACUAAAGCGAGAAUUCAAAGAAGUGAUGAAAACAAAUGCAAUUGCUGUAUAACUGUAAGUACGGAAGCGCAAGAGGAAAAGCCAAUAAAGCGCCAACGAUAUGCAAUAUCCACAACAACAACAACAGCAACAACAGCCAUCAGCGUUGCAGUGAAAAAGUAAUUAAAAACGAACUUUAACCCACAUAACUACAGCGUUGGUGUUUAUGCUGCAGCUGCGCCAACGCAAACGGACCGCCCACACAUACGACCCACAUAUACAUACAUAGGAACAUACAAGCGAACACAGGCGAAGAAGUGUUUGCUUAAAAGCGAAAUAAAUACAACUCAAAACCAAAAAAUAAAGAAACAAAAAAUAAAAAAAUAAAAACAAAAAAGUUUUAGCAAACUUUUGAAAAGCAUUGAGUUUGCUGAAAGCGCUAGAAACCAGCCGCUAGAGGACGGCUAACGUGCUUCGAAAGAGCCUAUAGUGUUUGAAGAAGUUGCUGCAGUAGUUUUCGGUGUGUCUGGGAGUGUAUAAGUGUGUGUAUGGAACUUGCAGCGUAUCGUUGUGUUUGUAGUAGUGUAGUAGAAGCAGCAGCAGUGAAGCGGCAUAAGCGAACACAAAAGCAACAAAAACAACAAGAACAACAGCGAAAACUGGUUUACUGUGCAGAGCAGCAGCAGCAGCAGCAACAACAACAGCAAGCAACGCUAACAAGAUGCAGAAGGAAAAUAAUACGUCAGCGGAAAAUUGCCAAUUUGUGGGGCCAUAUCGUCUGGAGAAGACGCUGGGCAAAGGACAGACGGGCUUGGUUAAGUUGGGCGUACACUGUGUGCUCGGUCGUAAGGUGGCCAUUAAAAUAAUCAAUCGCGAGAAGCUCAGCGAAUCGGUGUUAAUGAAGGUGGAACGAGAAAUUGCUAUUAUGAAAUUGAUUGAUCAUCCACAUGUCCUGGGAUUGAGCGAUGUUUAUGAGAACAAAAAAUAUUUAUAUCUAAUAUUAGAGCAUGUUUCUGGUGGUGAAUUGUUUGAUUACUUGGUGAAAAAGGGACGACUGACGCCGAAGGAAGCACGUAAAUUUUUCCGUCAAAUAAUAUCAGCGCUGGAUUUUUGUCAUUCACAUUCCAUAUGUCAUCGAGAUUUGAAACCCGAAAAUUUGCUGCUGGACGAAAAGAACAACAUCAAAAUUGCCGAUUUCGGUAUGGCUUCACUGCAACCGGCCGGUUCUAUGCUGGAAACCUCAUGUGGAUCGCCGCAUUAUGCAUGUCCCGAGGUCAUAAGGGGUGAAAAAUACGAUGGACGUAGAGCGGAUGUUUGGUCCUGCGGCGUUAUACUGUAUGCGCUAUUGGUGGGCGCAUUGCCCUUCGAUGACGAUAACCUACGCCAGCUGCUGGAGAAAGUGAAGCGUGGCGUGUUUCAUAUACCGCACUUUGUGCCGCCCGACUGUCAAAGUUUAUUGCGCGGCAUGAUUGAGGUGAAUCCGGAUCGACGACUGACGUUGUCGGAAAUAAAUCGCCAUCCAUGGGUCACGGCUGGCGGCAAAGGUGAAUUGGAAUUGGAACUGCCGAUGAUGGAGGUGGUGCAAACGCAUGUCAUACCGUCCGCCUCAGCGGUGGAUCCGGAUGUUUUAAAUGCGAUUUGCUCGCUGGGUUGCUUCAAGGAAAAGGAUAAACUCAUACAAGAGCUAUUGAGUUCGAAUCACAAUACAGAGAAGGUUAUAUAUUUUCUACUCUUGGAUCGCAAACGAAGGCGUCCUGCCUUGGAAGAUGAUGAUGAAAUCGCUCAAAAAUCACGUAGUGAAUUAGAUGCAGUGGAUCCGCCCAGAAAACGACUCGAUACCUGUCGUAUAAAUGGUACGAAUUCGCCCAGCUAUGGACAGAUAUCGGAAGGUUCACCACUAACGCCUAGACGGCAAGCUUUCAACUUCCGGUCCUACAGCAGUUCGCGUAAUCACCAGCGUCGCUCGCCCACUACGGUUUCCUCGGUGCGUUCCUCGUCAUAUCACAGUCCCACACGUUGCAAUUCACCUAUCAAUUCGGCGCAACAACAAGUGAAUGCCAUUUCACGUCCAUCCUCGCCAGCGGCCACAUCGGCCGGACACUCAUCCCGUCACUCUACCUAUUCGAGUGAAUGCCGCGAGCGUUCCGGUUCGGCACAACAUCAUCCGUCUGUAAGUCGUACGCCCUCACAUUCUUCGCAAAGCGGCGUGGAGGGUAUUAUUAGCGGUGGCAGUGGUGGUGAUAGAGGUGGCGGUGGUAGUGGCAGCAGUGUUGGUGGCAGUGAUAUUGUUGCUGUGCGUGAAGCACGUGAAGCGCGCGAACGUCGAGACUCACGCAGUGAACGCCAAGCGGCGCUGCAGGCGGGCUGUGGUGGUGUGCCCGGCAGUCCCGGUGGCGGUAGCAGUAGCUCAACAGUACAUCAUCGUGCCAACUCGGGACCCACUAUAGCGAUUAGCAUGUUCCACGAUCCGGAAGCGAAUAGCGUUAUGAAUCCUACAACAUCACCGCUAAUGAACAACAGUUCACCUGUGAUGCCCGGUUCACCAUGUAAUGCGCCCGGUGGUCAGCUGUGGAAGACGCGUCUUACAAAUAUUAAAAAUAGUUUUCUGGGUAGCCCACGCUUUCAUCGAAGAAAGCUACAAGUCUCCGCGGACGAGGUGCAUUUGACGCCCGAAUCAUCGCCCGAGUUGACAAAACGUUCGUGGUUUGGUAAUCUAAUAACGACAGAGAAGGACGAAACUUUUACGAUUUUGGUGAAAGGCAAGCCAAUAGCGACUGUGAAGGCACAUCUGAUACAUGCUUUUUUGUCGAUGGCAGAGCUUUCGCAUAGCGUAGUCUCACCCACAUCCUUCCGUGUAGAAUACAAACGCAAUGGCAAUGGACCAGUCAUGUUUCAGCGGCAUGUCAAGUUUCAGGUGGAUAUAAGCGCAAUUUGUAAACAAGGUGACAUCUCGGAUAUGCUGUUUGCACUGACAUUUACUUUGUUAUCAGGCAACAUACGCCGUUUCCGUCGCAUCUGUGAGCAUAUACAAUCACAAGUGUGCUCCAAACGUUUCCCCGGACCGAGUAGUCCACCCACAGUGGCUACCGUUACGCAAGCCGUUUCGGAGAGUUCGUCAUGUGGUUCGGUCUCAAGCGAACGUUUAUCCUAUAAACGACAACAGAUUGAAAAUGAAAUUGAAAAUGACUCAAUAUUUGUUUUCAAAUCGGGCAAUGGCCGUCGUGCAUCGACAACAAAUAAUAAUAAUGCACCGCCGGCGGAUAUUGUGCCCGCAAGUCCAAUAGCCGUGCGCUCAAAUUCCGAAACCGAGCAGCACGAACGCAAUCGUGAAUUGCAGAGUGAUCGUCAGGCGACAACAAUGUCAGGGAGUGCAAUAGCAUGAGAAUUAUUUCUCUGAUUUAGUUACAUUUUUAUAUAAAAGUAAUUUUUUUCCAAAACUAACCAAAAAAAAAAAACAAAAAACAGAAGAAGAAACAAGAAAAUACACAAAAAAUAUAUCGAACUACAGUCUUACAAUUACGAGUUAUACUUAACAAUAGUAACAUAUAGCAAAUUAUAAAAUUUAGUAAACAAUAAAUAAGGUUAAAAAUUGUGUAAGAAAUACUAAGAAUUUGCUAAGUAUCAAUUAAAUUUCUGUUGUAAAAAAGAAUGCUUGUAAUGAUAUUAUGUUGCUUGUAAACCAAUAACUACUGAGUUAUUAUGUGCUUUAAAGCUUUUGGAGCUUUCAUAAUUAUAUCUGUGCACAAUUACAUAAUUUAAAGCUUUCAUGGUUGCUUGUUUCAAAUCGAUGUGUUAUGAUGAGUUAUAAGACUUUAAAAAGCUUCAAAUGUUAUGACAAGCUUUCACAUACAAAAGCCCUUAAGUUAAUAACAAUGUUUUUUAGUUUUCUAAACCCUUCAUUGUUUUAAAUUAUGUACAGGAGAGUUUUAAGUAAAGUUGUUUGCUUAUUAAAAUAUUUUGAGAAAGCGCACAUUAAAUUUAAUAAAAUUAGAGUUCAGAGAUACUCUAAACUUAAUAUUUUCAAUAUUAACCACAGCAAAAAUUAUAAGAAGAACUAAACUUUUACUAGUAAAUAACUGUUAGUGCGUGGUAAGUGACAAUUAAUAUAAUUUAAACAGUUUCGGUUACUAACUAAACACCUUAAGUAAGGCAGUAGUAAAAAAGUGAGCUUUCAACAAAAGCUUUUUCAAAGCAUUACUUGUUGGUAAGAGAAAAGCAGUUAAUUUGAACAACAGAAUAUAAAGAAAAGCACAGUAAAACAAAAAAAGCUUUCACCAACAGCUUAUUUAAAGCUUUAGUUGAAUUUAAGUAAUUCGAAAAAGUUGGAAAAACAGAAGCUCUUUCACAUUUUAAGCUUUUUAAAGUUAUACUCUAAACCAAAUUAGUAACAAAAAUUUAAAAAUUUUAGGUAAUUCGAAAAAAGUGGAUAAAGAAGAGCUCUAUAAUAAAAAAGAUAUAUUUUCACCAAAAGCUUAUUUUAAGCUUUAUUACGAUUCAAGCAGUAAAAUUUUUUAAAAAUUUCUGGUCAUCCGAAAAAAGGGAAUACACAAAAGCUUCUUUGUCUUUCAAGCUUCUCAAAGCUUUACUCAAAAACAAUACUUCCAUUAAGUUAGUAUGCUUUUAUUUAUCGUUUUCUUCACACUGAACGUUACACAAACAAACAUUGUUGCCGCCGAGCCGAAAAUUUUUACUAUGUCGUAUUUGAAGAGAACUCAAAGCAAAUUGCGUAAGAAAAUCAUUAACUGUUGUAAAAUUUGUAGCUUAAAAUGCAAUAAGAAAAAGGUAAAUCCAACAUAAAUAAGAAACUAACAAAAGCGUUAAAAGAAUUGCAAAGAAAAAUUGAUAUUUUGUAGAAGUUAUUUGAAGCAGGAAACUUGAUUGAAGCCUAGAAAUAGUUCAAGCAAACACACUUCAAAGUAGUUACACACACAAACGAAAGUAGGUACUUAUAUACAGCUACACAUAGUCUUAAGAGAAAAAUUGAGAUGAAAAUAAAUUAAGUAAAACCAAAACCAAAUGCAUAGUUAUUCAAAAUAAACGAAGGCAGGUCAAUAAAAAAAUAACAAAAAUAUUUUUGAUGACAGCAUACGUAAGCAAGUGAAGCUUUAUUAGACAAAAGCACAGAACUACUUGUAUUACUUUGAAAUAAGCACUUACUCUACAAACAGUUAAUUUUUCAUUUGCGUACUUGUGAUAAUUUUUGUAUACGAAUUUCGCAUGGAAAAUAUUUUCAAAAGGUUUUACAUUCCGAAAGUAUAUAGAAAUAUUUCAAAAGCUCUGCAGAGCUUUAUUGCCAAAACAAUUUUGGAUAGUUCAAAUAUUUUCAUUCCGAGCUUUCCGUAUGGACUUGUGCAACAAAAAAACUGUAUUGUAUGUAUAUUUUUACGACAAACUGUUGUAUGUAAAAUGAUUAGCUUUUUACAAAAUAAAUUUAAAGACCACCUAAGCAUGUAUGUAUUUGUAAAUUGUACUAUAAAUAAUAACAAAAUAAACAUAUAAAUUGUAUGGCAACUUUUUUUUGUUUAAGAAAUAGUUUUCGAAAUUCGUACAUAUUGUAGAUUGUGUAAUUAAAGAGCGCAUAAUUGAGCUGAGUUUUCAAUAAAAUUAGUCUAGUGAAUAUAAAUUUCGUUUUAUUUUAAUUAUUUCAUUUAAAAUAAAUAUGUAUAAAUAUUUCUAUGAAAUUUCUAAUGUCUCUAGAGAAGCUCUUAUUUCAUAUUUAAAUUUGCUUUACACAAUUUGGACAAACUAUCUUUCAACUAAAUAUGUAUUUUUAGAGAAGCCUGUGUUAAAUGGACCAUUCCAUUAAAAACAGAAAUUUGGACAAACAUUUUCGAAUAGCAAUUUUAUUGUCAAAACUAGUUCCCUACUAUAAGAAAGACUACUACCAGAAGAUCUAUUAUCAAAUAUUCUAAAGGGGACAGGACAGGACAAUUUAUUAGUACGAAAGUUUUCUUCAUCCCUUUCUUAGAGUGCUAGACUAUACUCAACCUCUAGAAAAUGAACUCAUAAUAACCUGUAACUUUUUUAAUGAAAUCCUCGUACAUCAUAUAUUUCUUCACGUAUUUUAGACUCCAAUUUUUGCUUAAGUUAUUAAACGACAAAUCGGCAUUCGGUCUGCGAACAUACUUAUUAGCUUUUUUAUUUUGAAUCGCAAAAACAGCGAUUACGGGAGGUAAAAAUAUAGUUUUUGAAUAUGUUUUAGAUAUUUUAUUAGUAAAUAAAAAAACUGUAGUCUUUUUCUCACAUUACUUCUAGCACCUUUAGUGAAUAAAAAUGAGAUCAGUAUUAAUUACGAAAUGAAAUCAACUAGCUUUGUAUUGGCGGGAUUUUCGGGUCGGUUAUUAAGUCUACCAAAAUGAAAGCCUUAUUUGCUAAUUUAUAGUUUAAACUUUCAUCAUAAAAAUAUCCUUUGUAUAUUUUCAAUUAUUUAUAUAAUGAGAGCUUUCUAUCAAUUUUAAUAUUUGUGAAUGUUUUAACCUGUGAACUCAGCGCUGCUAAACUGAAACCCCCCAAUUAUCAAAAAAAUACAAAAAAACCGUCCAAAUGCAUAAGAAAAAACAAUAAUGGAUUGACAUAAUUAUCUAUUGCGAAAAAGCAUUUCAGUUGCCGAGAAGGUAUAAAUAUUUUUUGUAGACUGCAAUACUUACGAAUUUCCGCUUGCAAUUAAGAAUGGAAAACAGAAAAAUAAAACGAAAUAUGUAUAAACAGUAGAGGCGAGGGCAAAGCAAAAGUAAAAUCUUAUAAACAGACCACAUAAAGUAUGCAUAGAAACAGCAAAAAAAUUAGAAAGUAGUUAAAACACAUAAAAUAAAAUUAGAAAACACGCCAUCAAAAGCGAAUAUGGAUUGCAAUGCCGAAGUGUAAGGCGCAAGCCAAAAUUCUUUGCGGCCGAGUGUCAGCGUAGCGAUAAUCCGCUUGCGAAAAUUAUGAAAUUUAAUAUAAACAAUCAUAAGUAAUAACUAUAAAUAAAAUAUUUCAAUUGCAAAAAUGAGAAAUUAAGAUAAAUUGCCAAUAUUGAAAUAAAAAAAAAUACAUAAUAAUGAAAAUAUUAUGUAAAUACUAUUGGGUGAGCGAUCAUUGCAAAACAUAUGAAGUUAAUGUGCGCAAAUGAUAAUAAAUAAUGCAGCAAAAACUAAGCAGUGUCCAUAAUAGUAUUGUAAUAACUUUCAAAUAAUUGCACAAGAUAGUAAAGUGUUUACAAAAACGUUCAAGCGAUGAUUCCUUUUUUUAUUUUUAAACCAAAAACAUUUUCGACUUUAUGCUGUUUUUAAUUCUAUUUAUCUUCCAAUAAUAUGGCAAUGAUUUUUCAAUUGCGACACAGAUCUAUAAAAUAUACAUAUAUUUUAACAGCUCAAUCUAUCAUACAUACUUUUUAACACUUUUUGAAUAUUUGAAAGCAUUUUUAAAGUUUUCAUAUUUUCUUUCGGCUGUUCGUCUCUUUCUAAUAUUCUUAAUUUUGAAAAAAAAAAAUCUUGAAAAUAUUUAGCAAUGUAAUGUAGUUGCAAAAACGUUUGCGUAUGCAAUUGUCGCAAAAUAAUAUUGCAGUUGUGCAAAAAUUUUUGACGAAAUUUCUUCCUUGUAGUAGCUGACUGUGGUAACUCGAGAACCCCUCGAUGGACUUGUAUCAAAUUUAAGCACAGUAUUCGAUAUUUUAUGUUUAUUGAUUAUAUGAAAGUACGGAACCUUUCUUCUUAAUUUGCAGCCUACAAAAUAUUUUUUUAUUUAACUGUACUAAAACUAUAACGCAGUUGUGCAAAAGCUUUUGACGAAACUUCCAAUUUGGAGAAGUUGACUAUGGUAACUCGAGAAGCCCCUCAAAUUUAAGCAUAUUAUUCAAUAAAAUACUGUUAUUGAUUAAAUGGUAGUUCGGAAUUUUUGUCCAAAAUUAAAAAAUUAAAUGUACAUUAACGGUUUCGAAACGAUUGUGUAUGCAAAUGUAGUAAAAUUACAAUAUAGUUGCGCAAAAUUUUUUGCUAAAAUCGCUUCUAUGGAGUAGCCGACUAUGGUAACUUGAGACCCUCUCGUAGGAAUUUUAUGAAAUUUUGGCUAUUUAUUCGAUACAUUCUGGUUACUGAUUAAACGAAAGUUGAUCACGUUUGUUCGAAAUUUGAGCUUGUCUAUAUUAUAAAUAAACCUAUUUUUUGUGUUUCGAAACUUCUCAACUUUAUAAAGCACACUUUUGUUACUACCAAAAACUUUUUUAUAUUUAUAUUUAUGUUUAUAUUUAUAUUUCCGCAACGAUAAGCUAAAAGUGCAACUACAUUAAACUCACCCAGCGAUCAGAGCGUUACAAACAUACAAAUAAUAAACAUAAUGCAUAGUCGAGUCUAAGAACGAAUGUCACAAAACAGCUCACAUAUUUACUUGCAUCAAAUGCUACAUAAUUAAGCAAUAAAUAUUUAAUUCGCAUUAAACAAACCGUUCAUGCUCAUACAUAAAUGCAGUAAGUGUUCAUAUACAUACAUACAAAAAAUGUAAUACAUGUAAAAAAGGUAUUUGCAUAUACUCAUAUAUACAUACAUAAAAGCAAACAGUUUUGCAUGACAUUAAACUAAUUGUAUAAAUUUUUUAUUUACAUUACAUAUACAAUGUCAUGUCAUAUACUCAUUCAUACACACAAACGAAACAUUGUAAAAGGCAUGUACAUACAUACUAAAUACAUAUACCAGUAUUUGUCCAUUAAGUAUUUACAACACUAACAUAAAUAGUAGGAGAUCUGAGAGUAAAUUUGUAUUGUAUAUGAAAGCGUAAAAUUUGUUGUAAAAGUUUUGUAAUGUAAAAACAUACAAAAAAAGGAAUAAAAAUUAAAAAAAAAAUUCAGCUAAACUGUACAGUAUUAACGCUUAAGCAUAGUUUAAUUCAUUUAACAUACAAAUACAUAGAUACUAUUACUAGAAAUAUUUAUUACUAAUUAUUGAAAAAAAAUUGCAAAAUUUGAUAUAUAUUCUUGGUACGCAAAUUUGGCACUUUAUUUUGGUAUACGUGUAAUUUUGUAAACGACUAUACAUAACCACAUAUUUGCAUACAAACAUACAAAAUAAAAUUCAAAUUUAAUUGUAUUAUAUAAUAUGAACAAAAAAUAUAUAUACCUUGUGAAUUCAAAAAACAAAAUUAUAUUUCUAACGUCUCUACUAAUAUUUGGUUAUUGCGAAAAUUGCCACCAAAUUGUUGUAUUAAAGCUACAAAUUUCCACUAACUCUCUCUCACCGCAUUCUAAACGCUACCCAAAAAAAAGACCACAUCUUAUGCUUUAUACCAAAAAUUAAACAUUAAACAAUAAAAAAAUCAUCUAAAGAAUAUUUACUUAUAUAUGAAAUAUACAUACAUAAUAUAUAGCAAACCAAUCGUACAACUAAUAAAAAUUGUAAUACAUAAAAGAUAUAUAUUUAAUUAUACACAUACAAGCAUAACCAUAUACAUAAAUGCAUUCAUACAUAUACAAACGCGAAUCAUGCAUACAAUUAAAAAACAAAAUAUAAUAAUAAUUAUUAAAACAAAUAAUGAAAUAUCAGCAUUGCCAUUUAUUCAUUAUCAUCAUCAUCUACGCUAAUGUCAUUGUCAUUGUCAAUCAUUAUACACAAUCAUUAUUAUCAGCAUAAUCAAGCAUUGCAUUGUUAUAGCUUAUCCGAAACCUUUAGUCUAAACUCAUAUAAUUAUUAUUAUUAUAUAUAUAUAUAUACACACAUUUAUAUGUAUAUAUAGCUAUUUAUAAAUUGAAAUUGUACUAAUUGUUAUCGUUUGCUAGUCUACAGAGAAUUUAUAAAAUAAUUGAAACGCUUUGCUUUGGUGCGGUGAGGUUCGUGGCUUGAAAGCGUGCGAUAUUAGCAGAAACCAAAAAGUUAUAGGCAGCUCGGAGGGUAUAAGCAGAACAGAAUGAACUGAAAAACUUUGAAAUAUUUAAGUCUGAAAUAAAAUUAGAUCUUCAAGCCUACGGCAUAUUUCGGUACUUCCCACUUUGCGCAAGAAAUACUUCAGAUUCUUACAGUGUAAUAAUAAAUCUCAGUUUGAUAUAUGCUGGUAUAGAUCUGCUAUUCAAAAUUUUGUGCACAUUAUAGGGAUAUAAGAGUUUUUUUGACAUUGUCAGUAAAUGAGCGAUUAAUGGAUAAAUACUUGCUACUCUUCAAUAGUAAACUAAGUAAAAUUUGGUAUAUAAAUAAUUUAUACGGCCAAUAAACUUGCAAGAUUGCUCGUUUUCACACCGUUGUGAGCAUAAAAUGGGUGCCCUCUCUCUUAAUCUAAUCAGCUUUGCAGUUUCCAGCAAUUCCGCUGUGACUAGACACCCAGAAGAGUUUGAUAAUAAAGUAGUUUGAUGCUACUGAUAGUAAGGACAUGUACUUUUUAACUAACAUAGUUGUGAACGCAUAGUGAGCGAGCUCAAAGCUAUUUUUGCCGCUCUGCUGACCGAGUGAAUGUUCACUGCUCAGUAAGAGACUGCACUUCGGAACAAUACAUCUACUGCUACCUAAAUAUGACAGACACCUCAACUUGAAAAAUGCUAGAUUAAUCCGGUAGCGUAAAACCUACUUUAGAGAAAGAUCUACUUAAAAAAAACUCUCCCUCCAACCUUCCUUCUACGUUUCGACUCACACGUGAAAAAGCUCAAUGCUACUUUUCUCCAGCGGCUUCAGCCCAUACAUAUUCUUCGUUUAUAUGUGAGCAGAGGAAAAGCUAUUAGCAAUAAACUCUGCGACACACCGAUCUAAGUUGUCAAGAGAUGCAAUUCUUCGUAGGCCAACAUAAAUCAGUCCAGUUCAAAAAUACAUUUGAAGAAUUACCUAUAUAUAAGCACUUCGAACAAACCUUAACUUUACCAAUUAACAUUUUUUCAUAUACAUAUUUGUGUAGAAAAUUCGGUGAUUGAUAAAUUAAGUGCUGUCUGAAACGUAUGUAAAACAAUUUUAGCUCUUUGCUGAAUUAAGCCAUACUUUUUAAGGGACUCACCCACUAAAUAAAUAUUUUUUUGCAUUAUAUAUAGUUUACGACUUUGAUUUUACUAUGUAGGUAUCUUAAAAAUACAAAAAAAAAAAACUUUUUAUA
Bactrocera oleae (olive fruit fly) is the source of this 12123-nucleotide messenger RNA. It is a transcript of the gene sff, whose product is annotated as sugar-free frosting. Gene Ontology annotation, biological process: microtubule cytoskeleton organization; intracellular signal transduction; protein phosphorylation. Gene Ontology annotation, cellular component: cytoplasm. Lineage: Eukaryota; Metazoa; Arthropoda; Insecta; Diptera; Tephritidae. Gene Ontology annotation, molecular function: tau-protein kinase activity; ATP binding; protein serine/threonine kinase activity. The record is from RefSeq and is a predicted model, not a curated record.